Molecule: messenger RNA, 586 nt
Organism: Haemonchus placei
Lineage: Eukaryota; Metazoa; Nematoda; Chromadorea; Rhabditida; Trichostrongylidae
Source: the annotation of a GenBank genome assembly
UCAGGCGAGUAGUGACGAGAGCAGUACGGUAAGUGACGCCGAGCGAUCGCCGCCGCCACCGGCUAGGACGUCGACAAGCCACGGAGCCGUCAUAGGAACUCUGGAAAAGGCCAUUUGUAUAGCUGUCUCAGUAUUAGCCGGUGUAUGCUACGGUUUGAAUUUCAUGCCGGUAAUCUAUAUGAUUGAUAAUCGUGACAAAUAUCCCGACUACCCAGUAGACGGCCUUUCCUACGUGUUUUCGCACUUCUUUGGAAUCUUUCUCAGUGCCACAGCAAUAUUCCUUGGCUACACUAUAUUCAGAAAAGGCGAACCGUUCAUGACUCCUCAACUGAUCUUGCCGUCAUUUUUCGCUGGGUUACUUUGGGCAACAGCUGAGACGGCAUUUUUCAUUGCCAAUCAGCACUUAUCUCAAGCAAUAUCAUUCCCUAUCAUUACUGGACUGCCAGGAUGUGUAGCAUCGUUGUGGAGUGUAUUGUAUUUUCAAGAAAUCAAGGGUAAACGGAAUCUAAUGAAUUUUGUUGCUGCUUUGACGCUUUCCAUUGUUGGAGCUGUUUUGGUUGGUCUGUCGAAGGAAGUUCAUCUCUAG